This is a messenger RNA of Tetrahymena thermophila SB210, 2538 nucleotides long. Its product is annotated as amine-terminal domain guanylate-binding protein. Gene Ontology annotation, molecular function: GTP binding; GTPase activity. Lineage: Eukaryota; Ciliophora; Oligohymenophorea; Hymenostomatida; Tetrahymenidae. The record is from RefSeq and is a predicted model, not a curated record. The transcript is spliced from 9 exons.
AUGACAGAAAGUGGUAAACCAGUUUUAUUUAUAAAGAUAGAUGAAGUAGUAGAUAAUGAUAAUGUUAAGCACUAGCAGUUUAAUAUGACUUAAGAGGCUAUGUAAUUAUUAUCAUCCAUUUAAGAUAGAAAUAUAGCAGUUUUAGUAAUUGCUGGUCCAUAUAGAACAGGAAAGUCCUUUUUAGCAAAUAGAUUUUUAAAAUAAAUGGAUGGUUUCGAAAUAGGACCUAGCACAAAUCCAUGUACUAAAGGAAUUUGGAUAUGGAAUAAACCUGUUAAAUUAAAUGAAACUACGGAUCUUAUAAUAUUAGAUACUGAAGGUCUAAACUCUAUAUAAAGAGAUCAAACAAUAGAUAUGAAAAUUUUUUCUAUUUCAGUUCUUUUAGCUAGCAUGUUUGUAUACAAUAACUUAGGUCAUAUAGAUGAACAAGCAAUUGAAAGUCUAUCUUUAGUUGCAAAAUUAAGUGAAAACAUUUGUAUUUAAAAGGUGAACGAGAAUGAUUAAAAAUUAGGAGAAUACUUCCCUCACUUUUUUUGGGUUUUAAGAGAUUUUUCAUUAGAUUUAAAAGGUAUGACUCCUAAUGAAUACUUAGAAUAGUGCCUAAAACCUCUACCUGAAAAUUCUUAGGAAGCUAUCAAAAAGAACUAAAUCUUAGAUAAGUUUAGAUAGUUUUUUAGAGUUAGAGAUUGUGAAACACUAGUUAGACCAUUAGAAGAUGAAUCAAAGCUGGCAAGGAUAGAUAAAUAAGAUUGGAACACAUUACGUCCUGCUUUUAUAGAAGGAGUAAACAACUUUGAAAAAAAAGUUCUGAUGAAUAUAAAGCCUAAGACUAUACAAAAUAAAGUGCUAAAUGGUAAAAUGUUUAUGGGAUUAGUAAUUGAGUAUUUGUAAGCAAUUAAUUCAGGAGGUAUUCCCACUAUCUUAAAUAGUUUAGAAUCUGUUAUUAGCAGCUAAAUUAGAAAAGUUUAUGAAGAAGCAAGAGGAGAGUACAUGAAAUAAGUUAACUAAGAAUUCUCAGUAGAUAAGCUCCCUCUUGAUGAUGAAAAAUUUUAUGAGACUCAUAAUAAAAUUACAAAUAGUAUAUUUUAAUAUUUGUAAACAAAGUCAAAAAAUUUUGUAGAUGCUGAUUAGCUAAUCACAUUGAGGAAUGACUUGUAAUAAAUUAUGGAGAGUGAAUUCAAAAUUAGAAAGGCAACAAACUAAGAAAUUGCACAAAACAAAUGUAAAAAAAUAUUUUUAGACCUUUUCUAAAAGUUACAACACUCAAAUUACAAUAACUCUGAUCAAAUUAUACGUAAAUUCGUUGCUGAGAAAUUUGAUGAUAUGCAGUAAAUUUUAUCAUAGUAUAAUUCAUAGACAAGUGGAAACUUCAAGUAUUAGCUUUUCUUUAAUUAAUUCCCUUAAAAAAUAUUUGAAUACUUCGAUAUAGCUUUUCAAAGAUUUUAUGACUUGUUUAAUGCAGACAUCAUCAAAGUUAAAGUUUAGCUGUAGGAAACAAAUGAAACAAAGGAGUUAAUAAAAAAUUAGGUAUAGCUUUAAGAUAAAACGAUUUUAGAUCUUUAAAGAGAUGUUAAUGAAGCACAAAAAUAAAUUGAUAACUUAAAGAGAGAAAAUAACAAGCUUAAAAAAAGCUAAGAAAAUAGUGACAAGAGUUAAUAUGGAAAGAUAGAAGAGCUAGAAAUGUCAAUUCAAAAAAAGAAAGCAAAGAUAUAGAAACUAAAUGAAAAAUGCUAAGAAUUAGAAGAAUAGAACCAUCAAUUUAAAUUAGCUUUGAGUCAAAAAAAAAUAGAAAACUAGGGUCUCAGAAAGGAGAUAGAAGAAUUAAAGAGAAUGGGAUCUUAGUAAGGAAACGGAGUAGAGUAGGAUGAUAUACCUGAUUUAAUUAACUCAAUAAGAGACCUUAAGACAUAAGUUUAGUAUAUGGAUGACUUCUUUUCUUCAAGAAGAAGUUCAUUAAAUUUAAGCAUUGGAAGCUAGGAAUAAUAAUUUUAAGAUUUUGAGUAGAUAAGAAAAGAAAAGGAAAUUCUUAAAAAGAAUAAUAAACAAAAGUUAGAGCAGCAAAAAUAAAUAUAUGAAAAUGAAAAAUAAGAGCUUUAAAGAAAAAUUGAAGUCCAAGUCAAGUACAUUGAUGAGAUAAGGGCUAAAAACAUGGAAUUAAUUAACUAAAAUUAAGAACUAAAAACAAAGUCUACCUAAGUGAGUAAUUUAAUUCAAGAAAACGACAGACUAAGAGAGUAGCUUGCAGCAAAGCAAUUUAAUUUAGAAACAAACACAUAAGUCUUAAAUGAGUUUUCUAAGUAAAUAGAGAAAAAAGCUGGCAUAAUUAUUGAACUUGAAAAUUAAUUAGCCUAUAUUAAAUCUUAUAAUUGUUAGCUAAUAUCAUUCAAAGAGACCUUUCCAUAUAUCUUAAGAGAGUCCCUCAAAUAUGCACUGAACAGAAACAGUAUGAUCAAACACUCCCUUAGUAAAUUGAAUGAUGAAGAUGUAAAUCAAGUGAAGGAUUGCUUCACCAAAGCAGGAAUAUAAUUUAAGCUUUGA